Fundulus heteroclitus (mummichog) is the source of this 652-nucleotide messenger RNA. RefSeq lists its product as uncharacterized. The transcript has 5 exons. NCBI's taxonomy places the organism in Eukaryota, Metazoa, Chordata, Actinopteri, Cyprinodontiformes, Fundulidae. Bases 47 to 652 code for a protein of 201 amino acids. The record is from RefSeq and is a predicted model, not a curated record.
UUGAGGUAAUUAUUUAAUCUCCUAGGAAAAGGAGUCAGAGUUAAAGAUGGUGGACAGAUUCAUCUCUGAGGAACUAGGAGAGGUCAAAGACGUCCAUAGUCCACAGAAGAAAAAGCGUCCUCAGAGCUCUAGGAAGUCCUGCAGUAGGUACCACCAUGGACGGUACGAGGUGCUACCGGUCACCCCAAAGGAAGCAGAACUUGAAGAGGCACCAGCAGAGAUGAAUGAGGAAAAGGAGUCCGAGUUGAAGAUGGUGGAUGAAUUCAUCUCUGAGGAACUUUCAAAGAUUAAUGAGAAAAAGAUGUUGGAGUUAAAGAUGGUGGACAGAUUUAUCUCUGAGGAACUAGGAGAAGUCAAAGACAUCCACAAUCCACAGAAGAAAAAGCGUCCUCAGAGCUCCAGGAAGUCCUGCAGUAGGUACCACCAUGGACGGUACGAGGUGCUACCGGUCACCCCAGAGGAACCAGAACUUGAAGAGGCACCAGCAGAGAUGAACGAGGAAAUGGUGUCAGAGUUGAAGAUGGUGGAUGAAUUCAUCUGUGAGGAGCUUUCAGAGAUGAAUGAGGAAAAGGAGUCAGAGUUGAAAAUGGUGGAUGAAUUCUUCUGUGGGGAGCUUUCAGAGAUGAAUGAGGUAAAUAUUUUAGUUUUUUAG